Macadamia integrifolia is the source of this 483-nucleotide messenger RNA. RefSeq names its product beta-glucosidase 13-like. The record is from RefSeq and is a predicted model, not a curated record. Gene Ontology annotation, molecular function: beta-glucosidase activity. The transcript is spliced from 4 exons. NCBI's taxonomy places the organism in Eukaryota, Viridiplantae, Streptophyta, Magnoliopsida, Proteales, Proteaceae. Gene Ontology annotation, biological process: carbohydrate metabolic process. Bases 1 to 483 code for a protein of 160 amino acids.
AUGGAAUCCCCAUUGGAAAACAGAGAAUUAUCCUCGAACGUAAAAAUUUAUGCACAAAUUAAUCGUUUCAUAAUGUUUUAUGUGAAUUUGCGGACAACCUCAGAAUGGCUUUACAUCUAUCCAGAGGGAUUGGAGGCUAUGCUAAUUGACAUAAUGAUAAAAUACAAUAAUCCCGUAAUUUAUGUCGCAGAGAAUGGAAUUUCAGAUGACGCCAAGCUGCCCAAGGCGGAAUCUCUCCAAGAUCUGAGAAAAGAAGCCUUGAGUGAUCAUCAUAAGAAAAAUUUAUAUAUUCUGAGAUUUCCCAUAAGCCGAUUGGGAGCGAAUGUGAAGGGAUUCUUCAUGUCGUCAUUGCUAGACAACUUCGAGUGGGAUUGUGGCUACACUGUUCGUUUUGGUAUCAAUUACGUAGAUUUCAAUGAUGGCUUGAAGAGAGAACCAAAACUGUCUGCGAAUUGGUUUAAGAACUUCCUCGAAGGAGACUGA